Messenger RNA from Cuscuta epithymum, 1086 nucleotides. NCBI's taxonomy places the organism in Eukaryota, Viridiplantae, Streptophyta, Magnoliopsida, Solanales, Convolvulaceae. The record is from the annotation of a GenBank genome assembly.
CGAUCGUUUACUCCUCCUCUCUCUCCGGCUGUCUGGCGGAUACCGACUUUUCAGCCCAUUUGCUGGAUACUAGACUCCCAGCCCAUUUGUCAUUUUCGAAGUACAAAAGCAUAAUUUGGUGUGUUAGGGGUUUUCCGCCCUAAAUCGCUUCCAGACUCACCGCGAUCGUAGCCGGCCGGGGACCUUUUCGCCGUCAGCCAUGGGUAUCUCUCGGGAUUCGAUGCAUAAGAGGAGAGCUACUGGUGGUAAGAAGAAGGCCUGGAGGAAGAAGCGAAAGUAUGAGCUCGGAAGACAACCUGCAAACACAAAACUGGUUCCAAAUGCUAAAACAGUUCGAAGGGUCAGGGUUCGAGGGGGCAAUGUGAAGUGGCGUGCCUUGAGAUUGGAUACCGGGAACUAUUCUUGGGGAAGUGAAGCUCUCACCAGGAAGACUAGGAUUUUGGAUGUGGUUUAUAAUGCCUCAAACAACGAGUUGGUCAGGACCCAGACAUUGGUUAAGGGUGCUAUCGUUCAAGUUGAUGCUGCACCAUUUAAGCAGUGGUAUCUCCAGCACUAUGGAGUUGAAGUUGGUCGCAAGAAGAAGACUGUUGCUGCCAAAAAAGAAGGAGAGGAUACCACUGAGGCUGCUGCUCCUGAGGAGAAGAAAAGCAAUCAUGUUGCGAGGAAACUGGAACAACGCCAAAAGGAUCAUAAAAUUGACCCACAUAUUGAGGAGCAAUUUGCAGGAGGCCGCUUGUUAGCUGCAAUUGCUUCAAGGCCUGGCCAGUGUGGUCGUGCUGAUGGUUACAUUUUGGAGGGCAAGGAACUGGAGUUUUACAUGAAGAAACUUCAGAAGAAGAAAGGAAAGGCUGCUGGUGGUGCAGCUUAGAUUCUAUUCAUUCAGUUUUGACACAUUAUCCCUUUUUACUUAUGUAUUGCAAUUUGUGACUUUGUCACAAAUUAUCAGUUUAGAAUUGUCUCCUAAACAUUAUUAUAUUGAGAGUUGUUGACCUGCCCUAUUACUUUUGCAGUCAUGCUUUUCAUUAAAAUAUGAGAUCGCUUUUUGGAUUAUCUAUUCUUUUAGUAUUCCCUUUUUCUCGUUGGCGU